Owenia fusiformis is the source of this 2944-nucleotide messenger RNA. The record is from the annotation of a GenBank genome assembly. Lineage: Eukaryota; Metazoa; Annelida; Polychaeta; Sabellida; Oweniidae.
AGCUCCUCUGAAAGUGGGAAGGGCAAAAGUCAAUUCAAAACUUCGUGGAAGUUAGAUUGCGUUUUCUGACGAUUCAUUUGAUCUAAUCAUCGUCCUAGGUAUUGGCGUCAUAGCAUUUAAGAUUAUGAAUUGAAGAAAAGGGUCUAACAAGGAUAUAUGUAUCAUCCCAUUAUUGAGACAGACAAAACCAUUGGCAGAGAUCUUUGUAUCGCUGGGAUUAAGGAUUGAGUAGAAGAGGAGAAUAGAUAUUACAUGUGCUGCUAGAUGACGGAUAAAUGUGUGGGCUAUAGAAGUAACACUAUACCUUUACCAGUGUAAAGUUUGAGUUUGUAUUGCAACUCGGAUAUAACAUAUACAUACAUUAUAUAAUAUAAUGAGCCAUGAUUAUAUAUUUAUGAAUAUAGCACUUAUCGCAAUAAGCCACAAUAAAUAGCUAAGCACUAAAGGAUAAUACCUGUAUGCUCAUCUCACAUGAAGUGUACCAUAUAAAUCUAUGUCGUGAUUUAACAAUCUCAAGCCAACAAGGAUAAAUAUUUUACAAGAUUCAACUGCAGUACUAGAUCUGAAUUAUCAAAAUGCCUGGGAUGGGAUUUAUCCGUACCAAGCUACUUCAGACGGAGAAGACAAAUGGAGGUGGAUCUGAGGGAGAGGUGUUUGACCCGUAUGUUGCGAUUAAUGUCAAGGAAAAUCAGGAUAUACCUGGAAAACCAUCACAAUUAGUUCAGAAGAAAAAGACUAUUUAUCCAGAAUGGAACACAUGCUUCGAUGCACAUUUGUACACAGGGCGUGUCAUCCAGUUCGUAGUAAUGCAAAGACCAAACAAAAUGGUGGCCGAAAUGAGCAUACUAGCAGAUAUUCUUGCAGAGAAAUGCAAAGAAGGCAUUGCUACAUUAUGGCUAGAUCUCAAACCCACAGGGAGACUUCUUGUCCAAGUUAGAUUCUUCUCAGAGACUGAAGAAAACGCAUCCAAGAUCUUCCGUGAAGAGGUUCAGCCAGGGUCAGCUAUCUUUGGCAUAUUUAAGUCGGAGCAAGUACCGGCUAUUGACGAUGAAAAACAGCAGACCGGAGGAAUAACCCGUCGACGUGGUGCGAUGAAACUACAAAAAGUCCAUGAAUCUAGGGGUCACCAGUUUAUCGCAAAGUUCUUCAAGCAGCCUACAUUUUGUACAUUCUGUAAUGAGUUUUUAUGGGGUCUUAACAAGCAGGGAUAUCAAUGUAAAGUAUGUAAUGCAGCAGUACACAAGAAAUGUCAUGAACUUAUCAUAGCGCAAUGUCCAGGCAGCGCCAAGGACAGCAGAGAAACUAAGAUGCUGACUGAAAGGUUCCAUGUGAAUGUACCUCACAGGUUCAAAGUGAACAAUUAUAUGUCUCCCACAUUCUGCGAACAUUGUGGGACAAUGCUAUAUGGCUUGUUUAGACAGGGACUCAAAUGUCAAUUGUGUGGGUUAAACUGUCACAAAAGAUGUGAGAAGCACGUCCCUAACCUUUGUGGCGUCAAGCAAAAGAUGCUCGUGGCAGCAUUACAGGAAGUCAAGAGGCCAGGUCCAGGGACAAAGCGUUCAGAGAGCACAACCUCCACGCAGAGUCGACUUUCCUCCAGUGGCGCUAGUAGCAGUGAUGUAUUUGAGGAGGAAGACGAUGACGGCCAAUACAGCACAGUAGCAUUUGGUGAUGAUGCUCAAACAUCACAAAAACGACUUGUCCCUCCCCCAAGGCCCUCUAUGAGACCAACACCUGCUCCUAGACCAUCCAAACGUUUACAAAAAUUUAACGAAAAACAGUUCAAUUUUUUAAAAAUUCUUGGCAAGGGUAGUUUUGGAAAGGUGAUGUUGGCAGAGUUGAAGGGAACAGGGACAUACUAUGCCGUAAAGGCUCUCAAAAAGGAGGUGGUUUUAGAAGAUGAUGAUGUAGAAUGCACAAUGAUUGAGAAACGCGUCUUAGAGUUAGGAUGCUCCCACCCUUACCUUACUCAUUUGCACAGCACGUUCCAGUCGAAAAGCCAUCUAUUCUUUGUUAUGGAGUAUUUGAAUGGUGGAGAUCUUAUGUUCCAUAUCCAAGCCUCAGGACGCUUUGAUUCUGAGAGAUCGAGAUUUUAUGCUGCAGAGAUAGUAUGUGGCUUGCAGUACCUCCAUGCUAAAGGCAUCAUAUACAGAGAUCUAAAACUGGACAAUGUAUUACUUGACAAAGAUGGUCACAUCAAAAUAGCUGACUUUGGGAUGUGCAAAGAAAACAUUAUUGGCGAUAACAAAGCUUCUACUUUCUGUGGAACACCUGAUUAUAUAGCACCUGAGAUAUUGAAGGGUUGGAAGUAUACAUCCUCCGUUGACUGGUGGUCUUUUGGCGUUCUGCUAUAUGAGAUGCUGAUUGGUCAAUCCCCAUAUCAUGGUGACGAUGAAGAUGAUUUGUUCCAUUCCAUAUGUCAUGACACGCCACAUUAUCCAAGAUGGCUAUCGAAAGAGGCAGCUUCAGCUCUCAGCUUGUUAUUUGAGAGGAAACCCUCUGAGAGAUUAGGAAUGUCAGAAUGUCCAGCAGGCUCUAUACGACAACAUCCAUUCUUCAAGCCUGUCAGCUGGGACAAAGUGGAGAGAAGAGAAGUACCACCACCAUUUAAGCCAAAAAUAAAAUCCGCAAGUGAUGUUAGCAACUUUGACACAGACUUCACGAUGGAGAGAGCACAACUUACACCACCAGAUAAAGAACUAUUAAAAACAAUGGAUCAAGAAGUUUUCAGACAUUUUAGUUUCACUAGCCCCAUGGCUUUGGUAGAUUGAUGACACCGUGACUGUUAAUAGUUUCAUAAUACAGUAGUAUGAAAUAGCAAUCUGGAGAGGAGGAAUAUCCCAUAAUUCAAUCCUAAUCCUAUCACCAUAUAAAGAUGAAUAUCUACAUAGAAAUAUGUUCAUCUAUGAAUUCUGGGUUAUUUCCCCUUUUCAGCAAUCUGGAG